UUCUCUGAACGUAUUUGAAUGAAAAUUUUUCAAGUCAGAAUGAGAAACGCUUUAUUGUGUGCUGUUCUUAGUCCACGCUCACACGUUUUUCUUUGCCUUCAAGUUUUAGUAAUUUGUAAUUAUUACCUUCACAAAUCAUUUACAAGUGCUCUGGUCUAUGGUUCUUCUAUGGGUUCGUGGUUUUGGCGUUUUGUUUAAGUUGUACUGUAAUUGAACUUCGAGAAUUCUUCAGCUGUAGGUUGGGGAAUUUGGAUUCUUCCCCGCUGAUCUAAUUUUCUGGUGCUUUGUGUAUCUUCUCCGAUUUGCUGAUGUUGGUGUGCCCAGCUCACCUCCAUUUUUGCGUACAGCGCGUCAGUGGAGCUCAACUUCAUUUCAGACAACACGAAAAUCGUGGUCCUCAAUAUCAAACCUUUUCGGUGAUAAGUAUCUGAACUUCCUUUUUUCCUUUUCUUGGCAAUUUCUUAUCAGAACGUAGCUGGUAGUGAUAUGCGAGAAAGUUGAAGUCGUAGGAACUGUGAUCGCUUCAUUGACUGUGUACUUGACUUCUUGGCCGGCGGGUUUUUCUUAGCCGGGGUGAUUUGGACUGAUAAUUUGGUUGGCUGCUGAGUUUAUUUCAGAUACGAAGCCAAAAGUCUCUGGGUUUAGACACUCGCUCUAAGAAUGAAUUUUUUGAAAGUCCUGGGUUUUGACACUCUCUAAGAAUGAAUUUUUUGGGGUUAAGUUCGGUGUAUUUUGCUAUGCAUACUACUUGAACGGGAUUUUUUAUAAUUAUAUUUGGUCCCCUAAAUGUCCUGCAUUUAUUGCUUUGGGAUGUUUGAUUGACAACAGUGAAAAGCUUUCAUUAUCUAUUUGUACACAAGAGCGCGAACGAACUGGUUAAGAAUGGCUAUCGCUGUUUUGGCUUUUAUGCUAUUACUGCAGUUGCCAAGAAUUUUUGGCUCUGGGGACUUGUUGCAGGCAAAGGAUUGUGGUGCCAAUUGGGUAGCCUAUUCAUAUUCUUAUGGUCAUGAACUAUUUUACAUAAACGGGAAUGUUGUUAGCAAAGACAAUUUCUGCAGGACCCUUCAGUUUUACAUGGUAAAUGGUUGUGAUGCGAAGCACUAUUUUGGAAGUACACGCUGUGGGCGGGAAGUUUCUUUUGGAAGAAAGCUUUUGCAGAAGGAUAUAAGCGAUAACUCAACAUUCCCAGGUCCCCAAAACGUUUCUAAGCCCCUAGCACCCUCAAAAGUUGGUAUAGUUGCAAGUGGGGUUUUGCUUGUAUGUUGUGUUUUUCUCUGUCCUUGUUUCUAUGGGAAGAGACAAAAAGGCACUGCUCAUGCUGGUCCAUCCAAGGACCCAAAUUCAAUGGAUUCAGCUUCUUCUUUGGAAGGGAACUCUGUUUCUGAGAAGAUCCAUGGCUCUCUCCAUAGGGUACCACCUAGUCCUUCAAGAUUUUCAAUGUCUCCAAAACUCAGUAGACUUGGGUCAAUACAUCUCAACUUGAGUCAGGUUGUGAAAGCUACUCAUAAUUUCUCGAAUAAAUUACAAAUAGGAGAAGGAGGUUUUGGAACUGUCUACAAGGCUCAGCUAGAAGGUGGUCAAGUUGUGGCAGUAAAGCGUGCCAAAAGGGAACAUUUUGAGAGUUUGAAAACUGAAUUCAGCAGUGAAGUUGAACUUCUGGCCAAAAUUGAUCAUCGAAACCUGGUGAAGUUACUAGGUUACAUUGACCAAGGAAAUGAACGCCUUCUUAUUGCAGAGUAUGUCCCAAAUGGUACUCUUAGAGAACACUUGGAUGGUUUGCGUGGAAGGAUCCUUGACUUCAAUCAGCGCCUUGAAAUUGCCAUUGAUGUUGCUCAUGGCCUGACCUAUCUACAUCGUUACGCAGAAAAGCCAAUUAUCCAUAGAGAUGUGAAAUCGUCCAACAUUCUUCUAACUGAAAGUAUGAGAGCUAAAGUUGCUGAUUUUGGAUUUGCAAGACUUGGUCCAAUGGACUCUGAUCAAACACACAUCUCUACCAAAGUGAAGGGAACAGUUGGUUAUUUGGACCCAGAGUACAUGAAAACAUAUCAGCUUACUCCCAAGAGUGAUGUUUAUUCAUUUGGGAUUUUGCUUUUAGAAAUUGUGACCGGCCGCCGUCCUGUGGAGGUGAAGAAACCUGUUGAAGAGAGGGUGACAUUGAGAUGGGCUUUCAGGAAGUAUAAUGAAGGGAAUUUGGUGGAAAUGGUGGAUCCUUUAAUGGAGGAAGGUAUAAAUGGAGAGGUUGUAAUGAAGAUGAUUGGUUUAGCAAUUCAAUGUGCAGCACCAACUCGAGCUGAUCGGCCCGACAUGAAGUCCGUGGGAGAACAACUGUGGACGAUCAGGGCAGAAUUCCUCAAAAGUUCAAAGAGAGUAUAGUUAUUGAAAAUGGAAGAGAUUCUAUUAAUUGUAUUCAAUGUUGUUUAUUACCUUUUUUCCAAUGCAUAUCUUCUUUGCACUAAUCCACUUCAAUAAUACUUAUUCUCAUCCAUGUGAAAAUAGUAGAUUUUAGGUCCGGCCGCUCUUUGUUUUUGAGUGAGAGGUAGGUUCGGUCGCCCUUUACAUGUGCUUGUAUGCAAUUGAGAAUGAAUUGCCUAAUGUUAGUUGAGUUUAAUUUUA
Molecule: messenger RNA, 2613 nt
Organism: Neltuma alba
Lineage: Eukaryota; Viridiplantae; Streptophyta; Magnoliopsida; Fabales; Fabaceae
Product: calmodulin-binding receptor-like cytoplasmic kinase 3
Exons: 7
Coding region: 883-2373 (496 amino acids)
Biological process (GO): protein phosphorylation
Molecular function (GO): protein kinase activity; ATP binding
Source: RefSeq, a predicted model, not a curated record